Parastagonospora nodorum SN15 is the source of this 720-nucleotide messenger RNA. RefSeq lists its product as hypothetical. The transcript has 2 exons. The coding region runs from base 1 to 720 and encodes 239 amino acids. NCBI's taxonomy places the organism in Eukaryota, Fungi, Ascomycota, Dothideomycetes, Pleosporales, Phaeosphaeriaceae. The record is from RefSeq and is a predicted model, not a curated record.
AUGUCGAAUUCAGUGGUCACUACUCGAUCUGGUGUCCUGUCGAACUCGAGCUCUGUCAACCCUACUAUAGACAGCAAGACUGCUGUGAUGUCACAUACCAUCAGUAGAAACCAUGCGAAAGGCAAGGCAUUCCAGAUGAAUGGCGAUAUCGUGGGCCAGACACAUCACUGGGAAAUUCAGAUCUUCAAUUCCUACCUUCCUCCGGCCCUCAAAGAUUGCGCCCAUCCAGUGUACAUGGACUGGCUGCCCGGCAAUACAUCAGAGGAACGAACACCUCGACUCAGAUCUAAUAUGCCUACCACCCAGAAGCCGAUAUUGCGAAAGGCCCACCGCUGCCCGAAACCAAGUUCUAGACAACAUCAAAGAUCCGCUUUUUCGGAUCUCCAGCUUCAGUUUCUAAACCUGCUUUCAAAAUCCAAUGGCAAGAAACGUCCAGUCUGCGCAAUCUUCGAAUCCGAUUGCGCAAGGAGUUACAUAUCGAAGAGGAUAGUCAAGCGAUUUGCCCUUACAACUUACGUCGAUAGCUCAGCGGAGACCUCCACUGUUGUCGUCGGCAGCAGUAAGAUCACGCCCUCGCGCGUCUACGUUGUCCUCGUCACUCCAGGGGAAGUGGGCAUCGAGCAAACCCCGUAUCACUUCUACGUGGUCGAACACUGCCGAUUCGACGUCCUGAUUGGAUCCAAUAUUAUUACCAACCUUUCAUCAUCAGCGAAAACAUGA